Messenger RNA from Entrophospora candida, 121 nucleotides. The record is from the annotation of a GenBank genome assembly. Lineage: Eukaryota; Fungi; Glomeromycota; Glomeromycetes; Entrophosporales; Entrophosporaceae.
AUGUCAAACUCAAAUAUCACUAUUAUAUUGGAUAAAAAAAAUAGAACAUUACCUAAGCCCUUUAAUAAUAGACCAGGGUAUGAUAUGAAACAUGUUGCUUCAUAUGUCUCAAAAUAUGCUG